Molecule: messenger RNA, 2285 nt
Organism: Xyrauchen texanus (razorback sucker)
Lineage: Eukaryota; Metazoa; Chordata; Actinopteri; Cypriniformes; Catostomidae
Exons: 4
Coding region: 368-847 (159 amino acids)
Biological process (GO): protein ubiquitination
Molecular function (GO): ubiquitin protein ligase activity
Source: RefSeq, a predicted model, not a curated record
UAUUCACAGUGACAGCAGAGCUUGCUCCUAUUCACAUAACUACUAAUUCCUACUCAGAUGAGUUAAUCUUCUAACAAAGACGUUCUUCAAAAGCUGAAAAUUCCUUCUUUUCACUUCAGAAAUUAGAGGCUAGGACUUCUUUAGACUGGCCACAUAUUUGCUGUUCCUCUAAAACAGACAGUUUACAACAAGCAUUUUCCUACCCACCAACCAACGUCACCUUCAUUCAGUCAGAACAUCUCUGCUUCUUCAGUCUUCACUUGUUCAACAGCUCUGAAAACAUAAGAGAUCUGACUCUCAUCAGGACUUUUGGUCUGGCUUCUACCUUUUACUUUAAAGUGCUUGUGUGCGCACUCUUCCUGAAGCCAUGGUGCUGUCCGAGAAUCAGGAAUGUGGGGUCUGUUAUCUGCCCUACUCCCGUAGCGAUCGCGUUCCCAGAAUGCUGCACUGUAACCACACAUUCUGCACCCACUGUCUGGAGACAAUGGCACUGCAUUACAGUGGCCUGCGCACUAUUCGCUGUCCUCUCUGUCGCCAGGUGACUUGUGUGGACCAUGGACGGAGCUUGCAGGAGGCACUUUUUGUCAAUAGCCAACUAUGGGAUUGCAUUUCUGACAUCCAAGAGGAGGAAGAGUAUGUGAAAGAGCAAGACAAAGAGGAAAGAGGGAGUACUUCUGAUAUUCAUGGCCUGCCCACAUCACAGGCUAAAUGUUCAGUGCCAAAACAAUACAGGUCCAAACUCCGACUCCCGUCUUUCCUGAAGAAAAUGAGUUUCUCUAAGCACCCUGAAGAGAGAAUCAUUCCCAGCUGCACUGUAGAAAUGAUGUCAUGGCGAAAGCUCUCGUAAGAAGAGGCAUUUUAAAAAGUGGGACAAGUACGGACUCUGUAAACAAUGGAUUAGCAAUAUGAACAAUGGACUUUCUCCAUCUGUUUUUGAUGGAGAAAGUCAAAAACUGUAUGUCAUGUAUGGCAGGAUCAACAGUCAGCUCAGUUCAGAUAAGGUCGUUCAACAAAAUCCGCACCAUGUGCUUCCCUGACUGUAUUUUCCACUUGAAUCAAGUCUGAAUUCACAAGUCUGAAUCCUGCUUCUCCCUCUGAGGGGAACUUCUCAUUAGAUAUUCCACCCUUAAUCCAUCCCAGCUGCUGGGGCCUGAGAGUGAGUCCCAGAUGCAAAGCAAGACUUUCAGAGCAGAUGGCAUCUUGAGAAAGACUUCCCCCUGAUUCUGAUCACCCCCUAUGUCUCAGAUGGAUUAUUUUAAGUUAUUAUAAUCUUUGUUAUUCAUAUAAUGUAUAAAUUAUUGUGCAUUAAAAAAUCUGAUUGCUAAAUGUUGUUGGCCACUUACUCUCUGCUCCCAUAUUAUCGUUCUUUGUUACAUUCGACUAUGCUAGCUAGAGGACAAAAUAGUAAAAACUUGAAAUCCCAUAUGAUUAUGUCACUUUGAAUAAGCAAAAUUGUUAAAACACAGUUUAUUGUAUUGAACGUAGCCAUGUGUGAAGCAUCACCGGCCAUGUGCAAAUCCAAACCAUCUCUUUGUGCCUCCAUCAUCCCAUAUGUCUUUUUUUUAAGGAAAAGGUCUUACUUACAGGUGAUGUGUGUAAUUUGUUGAUGUAAAUCUACUUCAUUUACUGCUUAAUAUGCUAAAACAACUGUUUUUGUUGUUUUGAGUAUCUCGAAACAGCAACACUGGCACAAAAAAAGUGUUGGGCAGGACUAUUUGUUUGAUUGAUCAAUGGAAGAUCCCCCAUAUGUCUGGGAAACCUGUUUGAAAACACCUUAAAUAAGAGUGAAUUUUUGCAUCUCUUCUAUGUACACAUAUUAAUGGCACCAGUGUUGGAUCUUGGCAUUGGAAAUAUAGGCAGCGUGAGUGGCCUUGGGUGGCAGCAUUCUCUGGGCCGCUCGAUGAGCAAAGCCAUGCCACAUUAGUGUAGGGAAUCAACAAACUAGCUUCUAACUUAAUUAUCUACUUUAAAAACUACUACUAAAUUAUACAGUAAUUUGGCAGUAGUUCAACUUUUUUCACAUAUUUUAGCUGUUCUAAUAACAAGCUACAUUGUCCAACUAGUAAUGGUGUAACAUGACAAAACAGUACAUUGCUUUUUGACAUAUUGUAUUGUGCACACAGUAAACAAGUAAUCAUAUAAGCUCACCUAUAUGGUCUUCUCUCUCUUUCUCAUGCGAAGUUGAAACAUUUAAGUGAAUUUAAUGUUUCACUUAAACACUAUGGUUCAUGCAAGUGAACUGGUUAAACAAACGAUUCACCAAUCCACUUAUAUAUAACAUUGGA